AGGCUUCUUUCCGUGUGCCGCCUCUUCGGGCCCCUCUUUCCGUGUGCCCCCCCACCCAGCGAGUUCCUUGCCCUUCUGCCCUCGGCGCCGCGCCCAUGAACCUCGCCGAGUCGCCGUCGCCGGCCCCGUCGUCAUCAAGCGGCAGCGACGACUUCGCCGCGCUUCUCGACUCGGAGCUCGAGCUCGCCUCCGCCGCGGACUCCGCCUCCCCUGGCGACCCCUUCGCCUCGCCCACCAGCGACGACGAGGACGAAGAGGAGUUGGAGGAGGAAGAGGAUGUGGAAGUUGAAACCCUAGAACAGAACGGAUUUUGUACUAUGAAUCUGACUGCUGCAACUGCAUCAAAAUGCAGUACCAAAAGGUGUAGAGUGGAGGAACAACACCAAGAUCUGGCAACAUCAGUUAGGCCUGACAAAGAUACCACUGCAGGUUCGUCUAAAAAUGUUGAGGUAUGUCCACAUCCUGGAUAUUUUGGUGGACUUUGCUUUCGAUGCGGGAAGCCACAAGCAGAGGAAGAUGUUUCAGGAGUUGCUUUUGGUUACAUCCACAAGGGAUUGAGGCUUGGUACUUCAGAAAUUGACAGACUACGUGGCGCUGAUUUGAAGAAUUUACUGCAUGAAAGAAAGCUAGUGCUUAUCUUAGACUUGGAUCAUACACUGAUUAACUCAACCAAACUCCAUGAUAUUUCUCCUGCUGAAAAUGAGUUGGGUAUUCAAACUAUUGCUUCAAAAGAUGAUCCAAACAGAAGCAUCUUUACAUUAGAGUCAAUGCAGAUGCUCACAAAGUUGAGACCCUUUGUUAAUAAAUUUUUAAAAGAAGCAAGCAAUAUGUUUGAGAUGUAUAUAUACACCAUGGGUGACAAAGCUUAUGCAAUUGAAAUAGCGAAGCUUCUUGACCCUGGUAACGUCUAUUUCUCUUCGAAAGUGAUUUCAAACUCGGAUUGCACUCAGCGACACCAGAAAGGUCUUGAUGUGGUUCUUGGAGCUGAAAGUGUUGCAGUGAUACUUGAUGACACUGAGUAUGUCUGGCAGAAGCAUAAAGAAAACCUGAUUCUGAUGGAGAGAUAUCAUUACUUUGCUUCAAGCUGUCGCCAAUUUGGUUUUGGCUUUAGAUCUUUGUCAGAGUCAAUGCAAGAUGAAAGGGAGAGUGAUGGUGCUUUGGCUACCAUUUUAGAUGUCUUGAAGCGCAUACACACAAUUUUCUUUGACUCGGCCGUUGAAACUAAUGUUUCUUCACGGGAUGUAAGACAGGUGAUUAAGACGGUACGGAAGGAAGUACUGCAAGGCUGCAAAUUAGUCUUCAGUCGGAUUUUUCCAAACAACACUCGCCCGCAGAAUCAGAUGAUCUGGAAGAUGGCUGAGCAAAUGGGUGCUGUUUGCUGCGUGGACGUGGAUUCCACAGUCACCCACGUUGUAGCUGUGGAUCCGGGAACAGAGAAGGCCCGCUGGGCUGUUGACAACAAGAAGUUUUUGGUCCACCUCCGCUGGAUUGAAGCCGCUAAUUUUCGAUGGUGCCGGCAACCGGAGGAAGAUUUUCCUGUAUCUCCUCCGAAGGAAAAAAGUAAAGACCACCAGAAGGAAACGAGCAAGGAUAAAGAAAAUGCUGUAGCUGGCCAGAAGAAGGAUAAAGGCAAAGAAAAUGCUGUUGCCACUACUACAGGUCCAACUGACUCAUAAGCUAUGUCUGACGUGCAGUGUAGGCGUUGCUACGCAACAAUCAUAGGUUUGGGCGAUGGAAAGUUAGCUUUUCGCAUCUGUUUGUGGUCCACGUGAAAUUUUGCUGCUGAUUUGAAACUCAUUGGGCCUCAGACCAUAUAAGUUAAGGUAACACUACCGGAGUUCAUGGCAGUUAGAUUUGGUUAUGAUAGAAUUUACUGACGUAAAGCUGGGCGAUUAUGUAUGUAAACGUAUUGGAGCUUGUACUUGCUUCUGUAGGUGCUGGUUCAGGAUUGGACUGCAGGACCUUUUUCGUUAUCGCAAAUCGAACUCCGUAAUUUCUAGGUGAAAA
Messenger RNA from Phragmites australis (common reed), 2007 nucleotides. RefSeq names its product RNA polymerase II C-terminal domain phosphatase-like 4. Bases 96 to 1676 code for a protein of 526 amino acids. Gene Ontology annotation, molecular function: RNA polymerase II CTD heptapeptide repeat phosphatase activity. NCBI's taxonomy places the organism in Eukaryota, Viridiplantae, Streptophyta, Magnoliopsida, Poales, Poaceae. The transcript has 8 exons. The record is from RefSeq and is a predicted model, not a curated record. Gene Ontology annotation, cellular component: nucleus.